UUGGUGCAUGGUGAGGUGUUCAUGAAUUCUCCAAAUCUGGCUAUGUCAUUGGAACAUCAAAUGCCGGUGCUUAUGAAAAAGACGCAGAUGAGUGGAGAUCGCGCGGGAUCACAGUGCGGUUUGACGUCACUACUGCCGAUGUCCUGCCGCGGAAGAGCCGCGGCGUUCGCGCGCGACUUGCAUUCAAGACUGCGUAAUUUGGGAGCAUCGCAUGACGGUGAAUUGGAAAACACAUGGCUGAGCAGGGAUAAUAAUACACACAGGCCUAACAACUCAAACCAUUCACGCGACAUCGACACCUUCUACGACUUCGAGCUAGAGUGUGAGAGUCCGUCCAGUCCUGUAGAUGAAUACGUUCAGUUCCCGGACAAACACAACGAAGAUAAGGAUCCGCCUUUUUACGAUGUAGACUCAGAUCCAGAACAUAAGGAGCAAAAUAAAUUGAUGCUCAAACAGCCCGAUAAGGGGGUGAAUGGAUUUAAAUUCUCAACGGCAUUUUAUACGGAAUCUCCAAUAAACUUCCAACCAUCGUCCAAGGAAAACGGGCAUGUCGAUAAACCACUCUAUUCUCCUAUCACUUUUGAAGGUUGUGCUCGGCAGAACAGUUACGAUGAGGUUGACUGCGCACAGCCUUUGAGGCCUUACGACACGGAACGACUAUUCUCACAGUUUAAUUCAAACGACAGCGACUCAGAAUUCGAAUCGGCUAAGAGCGAUCCCUCUGAAGGAACAGACGAGGUUUCACAAGAUGAUACUGUCUUAAAAAAUAACUUAGUGGAUGCUAUCGAUGUAUUGUCAAUUACAGAAACAGAAAAUUUGCAAACAGAUGUUCCUGAAUGUAGUGUAGAAGUGUCGUUAGCAACGUCGGAGUGUGAGACUGUCGAUAAAACUGAAGCGGAAUCUAUUUUAAGUAAUGGCUUCACGGAAAUAGUUACCAGUGAGGCUCCCAACGAAAACGAUUCAUUGUCAGUUCCAGAAAUCGAUUCCACAUUACUAAACGCUGAAUCUAAAUCAGAGGACGAUGGUGAAGAUGAUCGACCACAACGAGUACGGAGAUGUUCAUCAUUAAAAACUGGUAAAACGCCGCCCGGUACUCCCGGACGUAAAAAGAUUGUACGAUUUGCUGACGUGCUUGGACUCGAUCUGGCGGACGUGAAAACCUUCAUGGAUGAAAUACCGGUAAUACCAAAAUCAGCUUACGAUGAUCUCACUGGUUGUGACGUACAAAACUCCCCUCCCACGAGACCACCACCCCGUCUAGGGGCAUUGACCUUAGUUCCUUUAUUCCAAGUUCCUCGCGAUGUUACAGAAAAACUAGAAAGGCAGAACGUGUGCUUAGAAAGUUCACGUGUAUGUGACGGCGUCCACGUAACUAUUUGUGGCUCGGUCCGAGUACGUAAUUUAGAUUUCCACAAAACUGUACACAUACGCUAUACAAUGAAUCGUUGGAAAACAUACACGGACCUACAGGCGAACUACGUACAGGGCUCAUGCGAUGGAUACUCGGACCGCUUCCAGUUCACGUUAUACGCACCUUGUAUUUCUUCGGGCCAAAGAUUAGAAAUCGCCGUCAGAUUCCAAUGUAAGGGGCAACAGUUCUGGGACAACAACAGCGGAGCUAACUACUGUUUCGAUUGCUUGGCUCUAGGUAAUAUUCAUGCUACAUCUUCCCCAAUGGCGCUACAUCCGACCGUUGAUUGGCAUCCAUCCUUCUACUGA
Danaus chrysippus (African queen) is the source of this 1719-nucleotide messenger RNA. The record is from the annotation of a GenBank genome assembly. Lineage: Eukaryota; Metazoa; Arthropoda; Insecta; Lepidoptera; Nymphalidae.